Molecule: messenger RNA, 1003 nt
Organism: Lingula anatina
Lineage: Eukaryota; Metazoa; Brachiopoda; Lingulata; Lingulida; Lingulidae
Source: RefSeq, a predicted model, not a curated record
UAGGGCUUUGGCGUUUUCAGACACGUAACCUCACGUUGACGGUACAUAUAUCCUCAGUUUGUGAUGACACCACGUAUCUCGUUCGCCAUACUUGCUGUCCAUUUUUACCUCCAACGCAAGGCAGAUGCCGUUAUACAGAAUAGGGAUAAUUUUUGAAAAGAUGUUCAGUAAGCUGCCCAACUCCUUACAGGGUACCAUGCAACCAGAAGCACCACCCUGGUGCCUCGGAUCUCACCGUUGGUUGAACAAAUGCUGGGAAAGCAUCCAGCAUUUGAUCACGCAGCAACUAGAAAACUUCACAAGGACACGUAAAAAAGCUGUUUUGGUGAUAGAUAGCAUGCAGAAACUAAUAUACGAUUGUACAUCAAAGCUUGAGAAGGUGAAACGCCUUGAGAAGGAUCUGGAGCAAAUACUUAGCAGACCUCUUUACGUGUGUUUGUUCAUAUUUUGGGUUGUUUUCAACAUCCUUUGUCCUGGAUAUAUAGAACAGCUGACUGAAAAUAAUUGUAAACACAUAUCAGAAAAAAGUGAAAUGCAGAAAUGUCAUCAACAUGAUCUGGGGGGCCGUCUUGACAAUUAUUCUACAGACUGUAAGUUUGAAGAUAUUCACGGUAAAUCUUCUAUGCUUGGCUCACCUGGAAUGACAAAUGUGGAUAAAUACAAUAACCAAGGUAAGUCAAAAUAGCAAUCAUGUAAAAUGACAAUUAAAUUAAUGUUUUGAAAUACUCGCCACUACUAUCCAGGGAACGGGUUAUUUUGAAUGUCUUAAAUUUCAAUGUAAAGCAAUUUUGAUUUUACAAGUUGUCCAAAAAAGUAAGCUUUUCAGCUUUAUAAACAAUGUUUUUUGAGAAAAAAAAAAACUGGUAACAAAUGCUAACACGUUUCACUGAAAACUAUAAUACUGUCAAACUACAAAUGGUAGACACUGUACUUUGCGUAAGAAUAUUUUUCAAUAUAGAUAAUAUUACAGUUUUUAAUGUAUAAAAACUAAGUUGGCACAUUC